GAGACCCGCCGGGGAAGCGGCAGGAGGCGGGCGGGCGGGCGGCACCCGGGAGUCGCCCCGAAAGGCGAGAAGGGCACGAUUCGCAUCUGGCGGCGGCGGCGGCGGCUCUCUGCAGAAGGGCGAGAAGAGCGCGCUCCUCGGGUCUGUCAAGGGAGACUUGGCUGGAAGGCAGCAAAUGGCGCUCUGAGGCUUUCUCGGCCACUUUUGCGACGGGCACUUCGUAGGGAUGGGGACUGUGGAUAACAUCAAGGACUUUGUGAGCGUGGGUCCUGUAGAGUUUAGCACCUGGAGCAAAGAUGCAGCAGCAAAGAUGCAGCAGACCAUCGGGGAUGAAGGUGGACAAGUGGGCACGUUUGUGCGUUCAGUGCCAACCAGGGAAUCUCUCCGGUCCCCUCGGGGGUCAGUCGUGAGUUUCCACAACAUCCAGUACUCCAUCAAGCGGUCCCAUGGGCUCCCGGGCAAGCGGACCGUGGUGGAGAAGAAAAUCCUUCAGAAUGUAUACGGCAUUAUGAAGCCAGGCAUGAAUGCAAUUCUGGGACCAACGGGCAGUGGCAAAUCAUCGCUCCUGGAUGUUCUGGCGGCCCGGAAGGAUCCUGCCGGCUUGUCUGGGGAGGUCCUUAUUGAUGGUGCCCUGCAGCCUCCCAAUUUCAAGUGCAUCUCAGGCUACGUCGUCCAGGAUGAUGUUGUCAUGGGUACAAUGACUGUGCGGGAGAAUCUGCUCUUCUCUGCAGCCCUGAGGCUCCCGAGCUCCAUCAGCUUCCAAGAGAAAGAAGAGCGAGUGGCCCAGAUCAUCAACGAGUUGGGGCUAAGCAAAGUGGCGGAUGCUAAGGUAGGGACCGAACUGAUCCGAGGGGUAUCUGGCGGAGAGCGGAAGAGGACCAACAUUGGGAUGGAGCUGAUCACAGAGCCCCCAGUUCUGUUCUUGGAUGAGCCCACAACUGGUCUGGAUGCCAGCACAGCCAAUGCGGUGCUUCUCCUGCUAAGGCGGCUCUCCAGAAGAGGCAGAACCAUCAUCUUCUCCAUCCACCAGCCCCGGUAUUCCAUCUUCAAGCUCUUUGAUAGCCUGACUUUGCUGGCUUUGGGGAAGGUUCUCUACCACGGCCCGGCCCAAAAUGCCCUCGAGUAUUUUCGUUCUGUGGGGUAUGAGUGUGAACCUUUCAACAACCCAGCUGACUUUUUCCUCGAUGUGAUCAACGGUGACUCUACGGCCGUGACAGCCGGGAAAGGUGUUCAGAAGUCCAAGGGAACAGAUGUGAAAAACCACACUGAGACCGAUGGUGAGAAUCCUGUGGAGGAGGAGGAGGAGCAGGGCAUGGCCAAAACUGUGGUGGACUCUCUGCACAAGAAAUACCUGGCCUCCAGUCAAUACCAGGACCUGCUGAAAGAGCUCCAGAGAGUGGAGAAUGGCCAAGGCAUUGCUGGGAAGAAGCUACGGCUGGGAGCCCAAGUGACCUAUGCCAAUGGUUUCCUCACUCAGCUCUACUGGGUUUCGCAGCGCUCCUUCAAGAACCUCAUUCGAAAUCCUCAGGCUUCUGUGGCACAAAUUCUGGUGACCGUCAUCCUGGCACUCAUUGUGGGCGCCAUUUUCUUUGGCGUGAAGCUCAACGAGAGCGGAGUUCAGAAUCGAGUUGGAUCCUUGUUUUUUGUAACCACAAACCAGUGCUUCUCCAGUGUGUCUUCCAUUGAGCUGUUCAUCAGGGAUAAGAAACUGUUUAUCCACCAGUAUACCAGCGGCUAUUAUCGUGUGUCAGCCUAUUUCCUGGCUCUGAUGUUUGGAGACCUGCUCCCCAUGAGGACCUUGCCGGCUAUUGUCUUUUCAUGCAUCAGCUACUGGAUGAUCGGCUAUCGAGCGGAAGCAGGGAAGUUCUUCUUCUUCAUGUUGACGCUGGUGCUCGUGUCCUACACAGCCACCUCUAUGGCCUUGGCCAUCUCUGCCGGGAUGAACGUGGUGGCCAUCGCUAACCUCAUCAUCACAAUUUGCUUUGUUUUCAUGUUGAUCUUUUCAGGCUUAUUGGUGAAUCUUCCCUCUGUGAUGGGUUGGCUGAACUGGCUGAAGUACUUCAGCAUUCCUAGAUACGGUCUGACGGCCCUUGAAGCGAACGAGUUUAGAGGCUUGGAUUUCUGCGGCAACGUCAGUGAAUCCAGGUUGUGGACUAGCUGUUCCCAAUAUAUCCCCCAGCCUGGGCAAAUUUGCUCUGGUGAAGAAUAUCUCUGCAGCCAGGGAGUGGAGCUAAAUAACUGGGCCAUGUGGGAGAAUAUCAUUGCCCUCCUCUGCAUGAUGGUCAUCUUCCUUGUGAUCGCCUACGCCAAACUCCGGUUCAUGAAAAAGUUCACCUGACUCGCCUCUUUCAGCUGCCUUCACAGAUCCAAGAGAGGGGCUGUUUGGAGGGUGCCAUUCAGUGCUGGGGAUGCUGCUUUGGGCGGAACAUUUUCCCCAGUUCAGUGCCAGUGACCGCUUCACCUGGUGAUCCGUUUCAGCUUCCUAAAGAUCUAAAAUUGACUGUUUUGCUGGUAAGAGGGAAUACACCUCUGAAACAUGCCUUCUGUUUUGAUUGUUAACCACUGCCUGUUUGAAUCUGGAUUUCACUCUGCAGCCAUUGUAUUUUCCAGGAAAUGUAUCACAUUGAAUCUGAAUAGCAAGUAUCAGUAAGAGUGGAAGUUGAUGACCCUACAUCUGUUGUUGUAACAGUUAUUAUUAUACACUAGCCCAUGACUAGAGUUGGAUCAUGGCCUCUGUCUUUUCAAACUAACAUUUUACUAAUGUUGGAUUCAGAUCCCAGCUUGAAGAUCUCAAGGGAUGAUGCCCAAAUCCAUAUUUUUGCUACUUAUGGAAAUGUCCUUAAAUUAUAUGCUAAUAACAAAGAAAUCUCAUGCUUUAAAAUAUA
Heteronotia binoei (common prickly gecko) is the source of this 2885-nucleotide messenger RNA. RefSeq names its product broad substrate specificity ATP-binding cassette transporter ABCG2-like. The transcript has 16 exons. Gene Ontology annotation, molecular function: ABC-type transporter activity; ATP hydrolysis activity; ATP binding. The record is from RefSeq and is a predicted model, not a curated record. Lineage: Eukaryota; Metazoa; Chordata; Lepidosauria; Squamata; Gekkonidae. Bases 227 to 2338 code for a protein of 703 amino acids. Gene Ontology annotation, cellular component: plasma membrane.